This is a messenger RNA of Drosophila mojavensis, 2182 nucleotides long. RefSeq names its product histidine-rich glycoprotein. Bases 886 to 1368 code for a protein of 160 amino acids. The record is from RefSeq and is a predicted model, not a curated record. The transcript has 3 exons. Lineage: Eukaryota; Metazoa; Arthropoda; Insecta; Diptera; Drosophilidae.
CUUUUGUUGGCGAUGUCUUCCGUCUGUGUGGAAAAGAAACGCAAAGAAGUUUUCGUAUAACAAUAAGGCAAAGCCACAGGGAAACUAAACAAUGCAAAAGUUGUGAAUUCAACGAAUAUGUAACGAAAGCAAAGUGCAGAAAGAAAAUAAUAGACAUGCAUCCAGAUGAAUUGUUGAAUACGCUAUAAUAAGUAAAUUAUAGCAAAACAGAGCUUUUGGCUUGCAGUUGUAUCAUAUUCAUAAUAUAAACAAACAUAGGGCGUACCCGACUAGAAUAUACCCUGCUAAGCAGCUGAUAAACAUUGUCGCUUAUAGAGAUAUUUGUAUAGAAAUACCCAUUAUUUAUAUCUAAAAAAUGUCACAUCUCCAGUCAGAAAACUUGCUACUUAGUUUUAGUUCUUAUACAACCGCCAAAGUUAUCUAUGAUAAGAAAUUAAGACUGUGAGUGCUUCGAAGGAUCCACUCGGCGAAUUUCAAAUUUCUUACACUGAUAUCUAAUAUUCUUAUACAUAUGUAUUAAUGGGGAGCGAAAAUGCUAAAUCGACUCGUAUGAUGCAUGGCACUUAACAGCCUUGUUACAUACCUUUCAAUACAAGCAAUAUGCCUAUGCUUACCCAUUUUCUGUGUGCUUAGAGCAUCAAAAGAAAAUCCACCCACAACUCGUAUCAUAAAUACAUAUGUAUAGAAAAAUAGAUUGUAUGUUUAUAUAUAUACAUACAGAAAUUGCACGGAAGCAAAAAUCCGAAAACUCAACGCCGCAUUCCAAAAUCGUGUUAUAAAAUAAUUUGGCAGCACUUGGCCAGCAAACAUUCGAAUUCGAGCAACUCGAGCGAGCGCAUCGCAGCUCUUCAGCCUUUUUUUAUCUUCACCCAAACUCUAAGCAUAAUGGAUAAUCGACAUGCGCUGCUGAAGUUUUCGUUUUUGGCGUUUCUAGUACUUCUCUUUAUUUGUGUGCAGGCAACAAAUGCGGGGAGUCAGCAGAAAAAGAAAAAAAUCGUUAUACAUGUGCCCAUUCACAAGAAGAUAGAAAAACAUGUCCAUACGAUUAUUAAGCAUGUCCACCAUCAUCAUAAGCCACUCGUACUAAAGGAGGAGAAGAAGAUUAUACACGAGGAGCAUCAUCCGAUUCAAAUUCAUCAGACUAAAGAGCAUAUACAUCACCAUGAGAAGCAUGAUCAUGCUCAUGAUCACCAUGAGCAUCACGAGCACCUACAUCCCAUUGAACAGGCACCGUCCAUAGAGGAGGAGGAGGAGCAUAUACAUCAUCAUCAUAAUUAUGAGCACAAAGAUGGUUUCCUCGGCAGCGGUGAUUCAGAUGCCAGUGGCAGUAGCAGCAUCAGCAGCAUCAACAGCAGCGAGGAACGCUGAUGUAAAACUAAGCAUUCAAACUAAAAACCAAAAAAGAAAAAAAUUAACUCAAAAAAACUGUGGUUAAUUUUAUGUGAUGUAUUAUUUAGAUUUAUGUAUACACAAUUUUUUUUUUACAUUUUUUUUUUUUCAUAUAUGUAAUAUAGAUAAAUAACUUAGGCACGGGUUAUUGAAUAAAUAAACUGGUUGAGAAAAGCACCGUUCGUUCUGAUAUUUAGCCAAUUAGCAUGCAUUUGAAGGCGCGCCAAAAAUUCAAAAUACUUGUCCCUAUUUACAGCACUGGCACACUAAGAAAUCAGCUGAUGCAAAACCAAACCAAAGCAAAAUCCCAACAGCUAAAACGUAACUAAAAGUAAACAAUCUUGUGAAUUUGAAGAUCUGCGUCUUUUCCACAUUCGUUUCUAUAAUUUCAUAUAGUAGUAUAUCCAAUUACAUAACUUAAGUGGCUUCAGUAAAACUAAAUUUGUCUACCACUAUUUGAUUUGCAUACACUUGAAUGCGCGCUAAGCAAUCGAUGUGCUUGCAGCGCUCUACAGCACUGCCGCGAUAAGACGUUUUUCGAUAAGUUUGACAUAGCGACGGCACACACACCGCAGCGAAGACAAGGCAAAAAUAAAAGAAAAGCAUAUGAAACGAGGGAGCAUAGGGAGUGAGUGUUACUUUGCAAAAAAAAGAAGAAAAAAAACCAAAAAGAAAAGAGAAAAGCAGAAUAAAAAGCCACAGAAAUAAAGAAAAGAGUUUGCAACAAAAUUAUUAGCUAGAUAGCAGCGAAUGCACAAGAUGUUCUUGUUUUGGUGUUGAUAACAAACAACAA